This is a messenger RNA of Alternaria rosae, 1511 nucleotides long. Its product is annotated as kinase-like domain-containing protein. Lineage: Eukaryota; Fungi; Ascomycota; Dothideomycetes; Pleosporales; Pleosporaceae. The record is from RefSeq and is a predicted model, not a curated record. Bases 151 to 1350 code for a protein of 399 amino acids. The transcript has 4 exons. Gene Ontology annotation, molecular function: calcium/calmodulin-dependent protein kinase activity; ATP binding; calmodulin binding. Gene Ontology annotation, biological process: cellular response to oxidative stress; protein phosphorylation.
GUCGGUUCCAUUGUUUUCGAAACCCAACCUGAGGCAUCGGUGCCCGACCACGCCCUCCCAAGGCCCUCGUAAUCGCGACUUGCGUACGGCACACCUGCUACAAACACUCUCCAUCACGUCAGCUCCCCGAAAAGCGGCUCGAACUCAGCAAUGGCAACUAGAACUUCCAACGGUGCGUCUGGAGCGCAGGGCGCGCAGACUGCGGCGCAAGUGCAGCCUUGCAGAUACAAGACCGGGAAGACAUUGGGCGCAGGCAGCUACUCUGUAGUCAAGGAGUGCGUGCAUAUCGAUACGGGAAGAUACUAUGCAGCCAAAGUCAUCAACAAGCGGCUCAUGGCAGGCCGAGAGCACAUGGUCAGGAACGAAAUCGCCGUCCUGAAAAGAGUAUCCAUGGGCCAUAGGAACAUCCUGACGCUUGUUGACUACUUCGAGACAAUGAAUAACCUAUAUCUCGUUACCGACCUUGCGCUUGGAGGCGAGCUGUUCGACCGCAUCUGCCGCAAGGGCAACUACUACGAAUCCGAUGCUGGCGAUCUGAUCCGUGCGACUCUUUCUGCUGUCGCAUACCUUCACGAUCACGGCAUCGUACAUCGAGACUUGAAACCCGAGAACCUACUGUUCCGAACUCCAGAAGACAAUGCUGAUUUGUUGAUUGCCGACUUCGGACUGUCUCGCAUUAUGGAUGAAGAGCAAUUCCAUGUCCUGACGACAACCUGCGGAACACCAGGAUAUAUGGCACCUGAAAUUUUCAGAAAGACUGGGCAUGGAAAACCAGUUGACAUCUGGGCGAUUGGAGUUAUUACUUACUUUCUCCUUUGCGGUUACACUCCGUUCGACCGCGACUCCAACCUCGAAGAGAUGCAGGCCAUCUUAGUCGCAGACUACUCCUUCACACCUUUGGAAUACUGGAGAGGUGUCUCCCUCACUGCCCGCGAGUUCAUCCGCCGAUGCUUGACCGUCGACCCCGCCGCGCGCAUGACGGCUCAUGAAGCGCUCUCGCAUCCUUGGAUCACGGAACUUGGCAAGAACAACGCUGAUGGAGAGGAGGAUCUACUGCCUACUGUCAAGAAGAACUUUAACGCGCGCCGCACACUGCACGCAGCUAUCGAUACGAUUCGCGCAAUCAACCAGCUGAGAGCAGGUGGCGCCGCUGGCAUGAUGGACGGCCAGCGAUCCGCUGAACCCCGGAGAGGAGCCCCUCAUGCCAAUAUUCCUCAACCAGCGGAGGAGCCUGAUGACCCCAUGGAGAUUGACAGCAGAGGAAACGGCCACGGCCAGACUGAAGAGAUGAUACAGGAGCAAGAGCGGAGGAUUAGGGAGACUCAGCAAGGCCUAUGGGGUAAGCGAUGAUGAGCGUCAUCUACAAUCUCAACGUCAAUUCCUUUCUCAGCACACGUUUUAGAGUGAAAGCCUUUGCCUGUCAGCGGAAUUUCUUUUUGAUCACAUUUCAUGUCUACAUUAGCGAAGGCUGGCAUCGAAGCCCUUCUCCCUGCGAAUUGGGUUUGAGCAAC